AUGUCCUACAAUCAAGGCGGCUACGGCCAGGACAACUACAACAACGGCCGUGACAACGGCCAGCAACAGCACCGCGGCGAAGCUAGCGAGUUCUACAGCCAGGGCCAAAACAACGGCUACGGCCAGGAGCAACAGCAGUACGGCGGCGGCCAGGGGCCUCCUCAAUACCAACAGUAUCCUUCCGCUGCGGCACACUCUUCGAACGGUGGCCGUAACUCCCAGAACCAGGGCUACCAAAACCAAUACAAUGGCGAGGGUGACCCAGAGGGUGACCGCGGCAUUAUGGGUGGUAUCGCGGGUGGUGCAGCCGGUGCUUUUGGUGGUCACAAGCUAGGUGGUCAAGCAGGCCACGGCACCGCAGGCACCAUCAUCGGUGCCAUAUCCGGUGCCUUCGCAGGACACAAGGCACAAGACGCGGUAGGCGACUGGAAAGACGAGCAUGAUGAGAAGAAGAAAUGGGAGAAGGAGCAGGAAGAGCAGCAAAAGUACAACCAACAGCAUCACGGCGGCCCGUCGCCCCAGCACGAACAGCGUCGCAACAGCGGCGACGAGCGUUCUCGAGGGGACUUCGGCGGCAACUUCACCGCCUCUUCGAGGGAUAUUCGCCUUGACGCCCACGGCGAGUACAACCUGCACGCCCAGUGCCGCCGUCCCGACGGCUCCUACCAGUCCAGCACCCUCAGCCUGAAUCAGAUUAUCGAGAACGAUGGUGGUAGCUUCCGCUGGUCGCAGGGUAGCAGUAACGGCGCGUCAACAUACACUGUCCAGCAAGGCGACACACUCCGCGCCAUUGCUAGCAGAUUCUCUCACUGCUCGUAUGAAGACCUCGCUAGGCACAACAACAUCAGCAACCCCGACCAGAUCUGGCCGGGCCAGAACCUGCAGGUGCCUGGCGGGGGAAGCCGUGGUGGAGGUAACUUUGGUGCGUCGGCAAGGAACGUGAGGUUGAGCCGUGGUGGGCAGGAAUUGGAGGCUGAGCUUGGCCCUCAAUGGCACACGAGGACACUCAAUUUGGAUGAGAGGAUUGGAAAUAGGAACGGAUGCCUGGAGUUCGUCUAG
This is a messenger RNA of Ascochyta rabiei, 1059 nucleotides long. RefSeq lists its product as uncharacterized. NCBI's taxonomy places the organism in Eukaryota, Fungi, Ascomycota, Dothideomycetes, Pleosporales, Didymellaceae. Gene Ontology annotation, cellular component: outer membrane. The coding region runs from base 1 to 1059 and encodes 352 amino acids. The transcript has a single exon. The record is from RefSeq and is a predicted model, not a curated record.